GUGACGUCACCGCGCGACUGUCUAGUCAACAACUCAGCUGUUGUGGGGCGACCGCGGGAAAAAAAAUAUUCCACGUAAUCCAUCGGCCGGUUCCAGGGAGGGACUGUGGACUUCCGCGGGAUCACUGUGGCUGUGUGUUCGGAGAACAUAACGGGAAUCCAUCAGCAUUCGUUCUUCAAAUACAAGCCGAGACACGUUGAGGCUGGAACAGCGGAGGUUUAAAUCUAGGACAGUCUCACGAGAGGAAGGAAAAUGGAGUUGGAUGACGGAGUUGUGUACCAGGACGACCCGGGGACAUCGGCGAUAAUGUCGGAGAGGGUCUCGGGCCUGGCCAACUCCAUCUACCGCGAAUUCGAGAGACUCAUCCGCAAAUACGACGAGGACGUGGUGAAGGAGCUGAUGCCGCUGGUCGUGGCGGUGCUGGAGAACCUCGACACGGUGUUCGCCGAGAACCAGGAGCACGAAGUGGAGCUGGAGCUCCUGAAAGAGGACAACGAGCAGCUCAUCACACAGUACGAACGUGAAAAGGCGCUGAGGAAACACGCCGAGGAGAAGUUUAUUGAAUUUGAAGAUUCCCAAGAGCAAGAGAAGAAGGAUUUGCAGAACCAUCUGGAAAGCCUUUCAUCACAUUCCCGUCAACUGGAGCUGAAGAUCAAGAACUAUGCUGACCAAAUAAGUCGAUUAGAGGAGCGAGAGGCUGAACUCAAGCGCGAGUAUAAUUCCCUUCAUCUGCGGCAUACAGAGAUGAUCCACAACUACAUGGAACAUGUGGAACGGAUCCGGAUGCAGCAGACGGGAGGAGAGGCCUCGGACACAGGAACAAUUGGCCGAGUCCGGAAAGAGCGGCCCCUGUCUCUGGGAAUCUUCCCCAUGUCCGGCGGUGGCACUUCACUGACGCCUGACAUUCAGGGCAGAGCUGAGACUCCUGGAAUGGAGGGCUGGAGAUUCAACAACCUCAGUAAUCAGCGCUCUAGCGCCAGCCUCAAGUUGGAGGCGGAGGACGCUCCAAAGAAAAGGGAUGGUAAGGAUGUUCUGGAAGCUUGGGAUUCGCUGGCAAACGACUGCAAGGAUGAGCUGUCUGACCUCAGCCAGGGAGGCUCAAAGUCUGUCACUCCCAUGUCUACCACGGCCUCUGAUUUGGCCCUGGACUCACACAGAGAGGAUGGAGAUGGAUUCUGGAAGAACACAGAAGUUCAGGCUGUUCCAGGGACCAGGAGCGUCUCUGCGGGUCUGGCUGAUAAUGACGAGAAGUCGGAUGUUCAGGCCAUUAUUGAGUCCACACCGGAGCUGGACAUGGACCUCGGAUAUAAAGGUUCAAGCACCCCGACCCGAGGGAUUGAGAACAUGGCGUUUGAUAGAAAUACGGAGUCUCUCUUUGAAGAAGUGUCGUCAGCGGGCACGGGUUUGAUUGGAGACGUGGAUGAAGGAGCAGAUCUGUUGGUGGAGUACUCCGUGCAUGCGCUUUCACACCUGAGUCUGUCCGGCAUGGGUCGUGAAGUGGAGAAUCUUAUUCAGGAAAAUGUGCAGUUGCUUGAGACAAAAAAUGCAUUGAACGUGGUAAAGAACGAUCUGAUCGCUCGUGUGGAUGAGCUCUCCUGUGAGAAGGAAGGUCUUCAGGGGGAGCUGGAUGCGGUUUUGCAGGCCAAAGCCAAACUAGAAGAGAAAAACAAGGAGCUGGAGGAGGAACUCAAAAAAGUGAAAACAGAGGCCGAGGUGGCCAAACAGAACAAUAAUAAAGAAGAAGAUGAGAGCGAUGUGCCCACAGCUCAGAGGAGGAGGUUCACGCGGGUGGAGAUGGCUCGAGUCCUGAUGGAGCGAAACCAGUACAAGGAGAGACUCAUGGAGCUGCAGGAGGCCGUCAGGUGGACGGAAAUGAUCCGAGCUUCAAGGGAAAACUCUGAAGUUGCAGAGAAGAAGAGGUCAAGCAUCAGGCAAUUCUUCAGUCGGCUGUUCAGUUCCUCCAGUUCUUCAACGUCCAGCAACACAGCGAGAGGUUUACCGUCCAACGUCAAAUACAACCCACCCAGCAUCAUGAAGAAGAGCAACACCUUCUCCCAGUUCCCAAGAGAAAAGUCCAAAGCGUUCGACUUCCUCAAAGAAGAAGUGGAUUCGAGUGGUUCUCUGUCCCGCCGAGAGCAGAAGCGUGCUCAAUACCAGCAUGUGAAAGCCCAUGUGCAAAAGGAAGAUGGCAGAGUCACAGCACAUGGCUGGAGUCUCCCUGGCAAAUACAAGGUUGCUAAUGGUGGCCACAUGGAGAACAAAAUAAACCUACCAGUUCCUGUGUGUCUCAGACCACUGGAACAGAAAGAUGCUUCUAUGAAGCUCCUGUGUGCAGCUGGAGUGAACCUCUCAGGUGGAUGGUCAUGUGAGGGAAGCUCUGGCCUUUCUGGUGAAGAGACUGCAGUGGAGACAGACGCCUCCAAACAGAGGAAAGGCUCCCAGAGCAGCCUAGAUCAGCCAGAGCAGGAACCUAAGGAGCAGGAACGGGAGCAGACGGUGCAUGUGGAGAUGUCCAGUCGUGUUUGGAUCUGUACGAGCACUCACUCCUCCACAAAGGUGAUGAUCAUGGAUGUGACACGGCCAGACGACCUGCUGGACAGCUUCUACGUCUGCAACUCAUGUGUGCUGUGUAUCGCCAGCGUACCAGGAGUCUUGGAGACAGACUAUCCUGCAGGGGAGGAGAUUCCUCAGGACCUGGAGGCGGGGCCAGACUCUUUAUUGGCCAGCAGCAGCUCUCAGGGCAGCGAGGGUGUGUUGAGUGACGUGUCAGCGGUGGGCUGCAGCGUUGAAGAGUCCAGCACUGGAUCUCAGGCGGGCAGCACAGGGGGCAACGAACAGUCAGCAGAACAGAGUCCUGCCAGAGGAAGUGAUCUUUCCAGAGCUCCCAGUGAAGACGGGGUCCCUGCGCCAGAGGAAGCUAUGGAGGCCACUGAGGAAGACCAGGAAAGCCCGGGACAGGACAGCAGCCAGCCAGGAAUCUACACGGAGCAUGUGUUUACAGACCCACUGGGAACAGAGUCUUCUGGCGCUUCAACAGGAAACGAUAACCAGAGGGAGUCUGAUCAGGACAGGGACGAUAUGGCCUCAGCAGAUGGAAAGACGAAUUUGGCAAAAGAAGAGACCCAGCGCAUGAGCAGCGCACUGCCCACCAUGUGGCUGGGCGCUCAGAAUGGCUGUUUAUACGUGCACUCAUCUGUCGCUCGAUGGAGGAAGUGUCUUCAUGCUGUCAAGCUGAAGGAUUCCAUAUUGAACAUUGUUCAUGUGAAAGGCCGUGUUUUGGUGGCUCUGGCUGACGGUACACUGGCCAUCUUUCACAGAGGUCUUGACAGCCAGUGGGAUUUAACCAACUACCACCUCCUUGACCUCGGCCGGCCCCAUCACUCAAUCCGCUGCAUGACUGUCGUGCAUGAUAAAGUGUGGUGCGGCUACAGAAACAAGAUCUACGUGAUUCAGCCCAAAGCGAUGAAAAUAGAGAAGUCAUUUGACGCCCACCCGCGUAAGGAGAGUCAGGUGCGUCAGCUGGCCUGGGUGGGUGACGGUAUCUGGGUUUCAAUCCGGCUAGACUCAACUCUCCGCCUCUUUCACGCUCACACCUUCCAGCAUCUCCAAGAUGUGGACAUAGAACCGUAUGUCAGCAAAAUGUUAGGAACGGGAAAACUGGGCUUCUCUUUUGUGAGGAUCACGGCUCUAAUGGUUUCCUGUAACCGGCUGUGGGUGGGAACAGGAAACGGUGUCAUCAUCUCCAUCCCUUUAUCAGACUCUGUAGGUCAGUGUGGAUAUCUAGGUCAGAGGGCAGCUAAUAAGACUGUAGGAGCGAUCGCCUGUCGUCCAGGUGGGGCGGUGCGAGUGUAUGGCGAUGACACUGUGGAUGGUGCGGUGACGGGUUCGUACGUACCGUACUGCUCCAUGGCACAUGCUCAGCUCUGCUUCCAUGGCCACAGAGAUGCUGUUAAAUUCUUCGCUACAGUUCCAGGUCAGGUUAUUGUGCCAGGAGCUGAGGGUACGACUGAGAACUCAGACUCUUCAGCCAUGGACGGCAAGAGCAUGCUCAUCAUGAGCGGAGGAGAGGGAUACAUCGACUUCAGGAUCGGUGAUGAGGAUGGUGGUUUGGGACGAGAUGAAGAUGAUGAAUCAGCCGAACCCACUUUGAAGCUGCAGUCGGCUCCUGCCAAACCCGAGCGCAGUUAUGUUAUAGUGUGGCAGGUUGCUUUAGGCAGUGAGUGACCGAUAAAUCACUGCUGCAGGUUCAACAGAGAACUCUAGGUCAACCCACAUGGGCUUAUUAUUUAACGUCAUACUAUUCUUCUUAUUAAUACAGAUAUUAUUAUUAUUAUUAAUAGUGUUGUUCUUAAUACCUACAUCACAAUGAGUUCUAAUAUUUGUGCUUAGAUGUUUAUUUAAUAAUAUUAUUGUUUUGUAUGAAUCUGGCAUUGACAGAAAAGAUAUCAGUGUUAAAAUGAAGGAACAAAUUGGAAACUUGAAGUCCGUCCACAGUUAUAUUGCAACUAUAUGAAAAUCCUGUGCUACAAGUUUUAAAGAAAUAGUUUUCUCAAAAAUGAACAUUUGCUAAAAAUGUACUUACCUUCAGGCCUUCCAAGAUGUAGAUGAGUUUUUCAUCAGAACAGAUUUGGAGAAAUUUAGCAUUACAUCACUUGCUCACCAGUGGAUCCUCUGCAGUGAAUGGGUGCCGUCAGAAUGAGAGUCCAAACAGCUGAUUAAAAACAUCACAAUAAUCCACAAGUAAUCCAAAACACUCUAGUCUGUUACUAGAAAAAGCCAUUUCCACUGCAGUUUUGCGAAAUGUUCCUUUUUUUCGAAUUGCCUGAAAAACCACUUAACACGAGCGUAAAAACUAUAUAUUAGAGUUUUUGUGUAAUUUACGUGUUUGCGUAUUUUCAAUUCGCAGUUUUAAUUUGCGCAAUUUAAAGGGUAAUGGAAACGCAGCUACUCAGUGUCUUGUCAGGUACAAAGCUGUGUGUUUGUAAGAAACAAAUCAAACAUUAAGAUGUUUUGCUACAAGUCCUAAUAUCCAUAUUGUUUUUUCCAAUGAAAAAGAUGUCUUGUAUGAAUCAGGAGAGAAAUAUGCACAGAUCAAGCACCAUUUAUGAGCAAAAACAGUCCAAAACAAUAUAGCAGUGGAUUUUGAUGUGAGAAAACAACAAGGGAUGGACUUUUUCACUAGAAGCAGCAUUAUUAUGGAUCAUGGACUCAUAUUUUGGCCAGAAGCAACAGUUCAAAGUUAAAAACUGGGUUUGUUUGUUACAAACACAAAGCUUUUGGGUUCACAAGAUGUUAACUGCAACGGGUCCUUGAAAUCCUUUAAAGUUUGUGAAUCUGAAAAAAAAAAAAAAAAAUUCAAGGCCCUGGAAAGUUUUUGAAAAUAAACAUACAUAGAUACAGGUCCUUGAAAGUUGCUUGAAGUUAUUUUGUGCAAAAAGUUGUCUGAAAAAAAAAUUCCAUAUUUCCUCCGGUCCGCUAAUGUGUUAUUUCGUCAACACUUUGUGACAUAUACAUACUAGCUUGUUAGGGACCCGUACGUCCUCUUUUCUCCGGACAUGUCCUCUUUUUUUGGCCUAAAACGAAUUUCUAAUUUGCCCGGAAUUCGGCUUUUGCUUUCUACAGUCGCCAUUCAUUGUGUGCGUUUUUGUAUUAAAGCCCUGCACAGGACUGUUUUUUUGAUCCUGCUCCCGCUGAAUUUUGGGCCAUGACCGCCUGCUCACGCAAUCAUUCUAAUAUUAAAUAUAGUUUUUGUGCAUCAGGAAACCAGUAUCAUUUGUGAAGUAUUUAAAUCUCUGUUUCUCUUCACUUUCACUUUCAAUUUCGUGAUCACACGCACUCUGAUCUUACAAGAUGAGAUAUGAGCACAUUAUCUGCUGAGCAACAACUCCUCCAGCAUGAUUUGUCAGUCAUGUCUCCUUACUCUGGUCUUGACCCAUGAUCGGUUAAAUUUGAUUCCUGCAGCUUGUGUUGGAUGCAGGGUUGCCAAAUCCACAUUUUUGCACGGAAUUGGGCUGAUUUUAAAUUGUUGCGAAGGGUUGAUUUUUCUCCGUGGGUUAAAUGUUUGAUAUACUGCAUAAAUUACAUGUCACUGAAAUGCUUGCAUUGAAACAUUUUGCAUUGUACCCCUGAUAAAAUUUUGGGAUGGCCACUUGUAGGAAACCUUUUAGCUGUGUUUAUGAUCUAUCUGCACAAGGGUGACUGUAAAAUAUACAUUUUAGGUAUGGAAAUUAAAUAUUUUGAGUUUUGAUAUGGGAUAUGGUCAUUGUGCUACUUUGGGGGCUUUUUAAUUAUAAUAAUUAGGAUUACAAAGAUUGGCUUCUCAGAGAUCCAAAGUUAGCAUCACUUGGCCAGGUGUUUACAGUUGUGUUUGCACAGUUAUCUUACAAGGUAACAUGAUGUAACCUUGCUCUCACGUGAAAUAUGUCCCCACAUUAAUUCCUUGAAUUUUAGGGUAUUGGACCUGGAAAGUCCUUGAAUUUGAAGUUAACCAAAGUGUGGGAACCCUGUAACUGAUGGACUGGAGUGUUGUGGAUUACUUGUAGAUUAUUGUGAUGUUUUUAUCAGCUGUUUGGACUCUCAAUCUGACGGCACCCAUUCACUGCAGAGGAUCGGUUGGUGAGCAAGUGAUGUGGUGAUAAAUUUCUCCAAAUCUGUUCUGAUGAAGAAACAAACUCAUCUAAAUCUUGAAUGCCUUGAGGAUGAGUAAGCAAAUUUUAAUUUUUGGGUGAAACUUUAAGAGUUUACAACAUAACUUUAGGGAAAUGUUUUUUUUUUGGUUAUGUUAGCUGCUUGAGAUGAUUUUUGUGUUUUAUGUUGUUCACACAAUUGAUCAGAGGUUUCUCUGUGCACUGUGGCAGUGGUAGCAUUGUGUAGUUCAUGUAUAUAGAAACUCAGAGAGCUAUUUUUGCUAUCUGUACGGCGUAGAUCUCGUGAGCGGUGUCUCAGCACCUUACGGCAUGGUGUGCGCGUCUGUACGCGUGUAUUUGACGCUUGCAUGAUUCCUGUAUCAUUCCUAUAAUACGGAGCCCUGGAGCUCUAGAAAUUCGGGCUUCCCUCACGCUAGAGCUUGCUGGCACUUUAAAAGACAGUACCGAACAUACAGUAGACGAACCUAAUUUCUGGAAAGAACAAUAUGCGGUAGUGUUUAUUCCAGUUGAGAUGGUCUGCCCUUUUACCAAAGGAUGAAACGUAGAACAAAUAACAUACUAAACAGCCUAGUUGUUGAAUAUCUUGCAUUGCCAAGGCUUUUCGAUGUUCUGUGAUUUUCUUGAAUGGACAGCAACGGACAAAAUAAUGUUAAUAAAAAAAAUUGACAGGGAUUGUAAAAUAAAUGAUUUUUAUUUCUUGUGUCAGAUUUAGUUUCGUUUGCUUCAGCACUAAGCAUCUCAGAUAAUUAAUGUCGGUUUCGUCUGUGUCGUAUGUCCCAGGCUUGGGUUCGAGUGUGUUGAGUUUUCUAAUUCUACUUAAGAGUUUUGCGCUCCUUUUGUAUCUGGUCUGUACGACACUUUUAUUGUACCUUGAUGUCUGUUGAAACAAAUGCAACAUAUUUGAAUUUUUAUGUGUAAAUGGGGAAAUGGGUCGGGCUUGGGCGCAUUCGGUCUGUUCGUUUCUUUUAAAUUCUGACACGUAAAGGGAAUCUUUAUAUCAUUGUCGUUGCCAUUCCAAGUAUUUAUUUUCGUAAUGAACUUUGCGGUUCAGAAUGUAACUUUUUACAUGUUUGUGAACAAGGAUUUGUUUUGUUUUACAUCAGACACCUUUAAGAAGCGAUGUUUUCUUGUUGAAGGAACUAAUAAUGUUGACAGUGUUAGCAUAACCUCAAUGGCUCAUUCGGAAAUACACGUUUAUUGUAUUAAGCUAUGCAUGUUUUUUUUAAAAGUACACUGCAGUUCGUCCAACUUCGUUUAUCGCCACCUUUUUGGGUGGUUGUGUGUGGAAAUGAUUGAGAAAUUGUACUGCAUUUGUGUGUGUGGAUGAGUGCGUGUAUGUGUGUCGUCGCUAUAUCCCUUAUAUCUUACUGGACUGGCUGUGAGUGCCACAGCUUGUCAUUACUGUGUUUUCUUGUCAAACGUUUGCUAAAACUGCAUCAUAGCCUUAUUUUUAAACUCUAUUAAACUCAAUUUCAUGGGGAAUUCAC
This is a messenger RNA of Labeo rohita (rohu), 8134 nucleotides long. RefSeq names its product sperm associated antigen 9a (gene spag9a). Gene Ontology annotation, molecular function: signaling receptor complex adaptor activity; MAP kinase scaffold activity; JUN kinase binding. NCBI's taxonomy places the organism in Eukaryota, Metazoa, Chordata, Actinopteri, Cypriniformes, Cyprinidae. Gene Ontology annotation, biological process: vesicle-mediated transport. Bases 253 to 4224 code for a protein of 1323 amino acids. The record is from RefSeq and is a predicted model, not a curated record. The transcript has 33 exons. Gene Ontology annotation, cellular component: cytoplasm.